This is a messenger RNA of Purpureocillium lilacinum, 2562 nucleotides long. RefSeq lists its product as uncharacterized. NCBI's taxonomy places the organism in Eukaryota, Fungi, Ascomycota, Sordariomycetes, Hypocreales, Ophiocordycipitaceae. The record is from RefSeq and is a predicted model, not a curated record.
AUGACUACGGGCACGAUACUGCGCAAGGUGCUUGGCAGUGAGGGCGACAAGUUGAACUGGAAGAAGAAGGUCGCCGAAGCACGGAGUUUGCGGCUACCCAUCAUUCUUCUGCAGAUGAUGAUGCGGGACGAGGCUCAGCGCCAUGGAGACACUGCGCUGCUCAAGCUGCUACCCGACGAUCUCGAGUGGCGCCGCCUGUUGGUCCUCGUAUGCAGGACAGGAUACACGGAGAAGCAAUUACAAGACUACAGGCAUAUUUUACAAGGGACAUCGGACGACGAACGAUGCCGCCGGUUGCUGCACUUGGGAGGCGCUGCGCCCAUGUUUCUCUUUUCGUUCCUUGUCCGGUCAUCAUCUAGGCUGACAGACGUUUCGACCCUCGCCAAGCUGAUCGAAAGCUGCCACGUAUAUUACGCGGUUGGCGAGCAGCAGCGGCGCGGACAUGGACGCGAUUCACCUACCGCUGGCUCGAUUACCGAAAAGGCGCUCAACCUGGGCCAGGACAAGUUCGAUCUGGUUAUGCGCCUUCUCACACGGCAAUGCCUACGGCUUGAGCCCAGGCUCAUUGUCAAGCUAGCCGAGGUGGCCGCGCGGCACAUCCAGAGCAUCGCAACCUACGCGGAGGAGCCCAGAAAGCUGUUUCUGGUGCAGUGCGAGGUGUUCAACAAGUGUCUGCGGAUAUUCCGACCCCAUGCAGGCGUCCAGCUGGCACAGAGGUCGUUGCCAAACGCGUACUUUUGGGAAGCGCAGAGGAUCUUGCUAGCCAUGUCCGACAGCCUCGGCAAGCCGCUCCUCCUCGACCGCGGGGGCUUCCGAGCGAUUCGAGAGGUGUUGGCGGGCCAGCCAAAGAAUCAAAUUGAGAUACACAGCUCCACAAGGCACGCACCUACGUGGCCGCCCUACCUGCAGCCCGGCGACGGCAUGGACGAGCGAGCGGACCCAGAAGAGAACUGGAGCCGGACGGUGAGCGCCGGGAUGCUAAUGCAGGAAGCUGGGUUCGCCAAGGACGAGCACGACGACGCCCUGGACAUUCUGCAAGGCAUGACGACGGAUGGCACGCCCACGAUCCAGCAGCGGGCUCUCAUGGGGCGCGGGCGACAUGUCGGAGUUUGGGAGGCGUCCAUUAGGGCGACCAGAAAUGCCCAAGAGGCGUGGGAAAGAUUCCAAAACCCGCCCGAAGCAGGAGCAAAGGCCGGGCCGCAGGAGUACGCGGCCAUGUUGGAGAAGCUGGUGCUCCGGGAGGCUGACGGAGGCAGCCGACUGCUGCCCGGGGACAAGGCGCUCAAUUUCCCGACUCACCACGAGGCCAACUUGGCGGAGUUUGAGCGAGCGCGGCUGCGGCCCCCAAGCGUGGCACAGCUCUACCACCACAUGCGACUCAACGGCGUCAAGCCGCGCGACAACUGCCUCCGAAUCCUUGUGGCCAACGCGGAGUCGCUGGACACGGCACACAGGUAUCUGCGCGAAAGCACGGAAAAGGGCAGGGUCGUGCGGGCCCUGAUGGCAGACGAGCCCGAGCCGGCAUCGCUCAGGGCAGUGCCUAUGGGCCUCUUUGCAGCCUACAUCCAGGCGUGCUCGCGGACAGAGGGCAAGCGGGGUGGGCGGCAGCUGAUGCGUGCCGUUCGCAUGGCCGAGAUGCGGCUCGACGCUGAUGAGUCCCGCUGGAGCCCGUACAUCUGGGGGCUCAUCCUCAAGAACCUGUCCCAGCACCACCGGGCCCUCCGCAUGUCACUCUCUGAGCAGGUGGACAUGUUCCUUCACGUAACCGAGCGAAUCGAGCACAGCCACGGGCUGCACCUGUCCACCUUUGUUCAGCUGGCCAAGUGCAUCCGCAAGGCAACGCGGCGGGAGGUGGUCAAGCUCUUGGCCGACCUGGAGUCUGGUGAAACGACAAAGCGCAGCCACGUGUGGCAGUUGUACGACAGACAAGCAGCCGCAUCUACAACUACCGACGGGCACCGUCUGCCAUCUGGCAAACCGCAUUCAGCCUCUGCGAGAACGCCUUUGUUCUUGCUCAACAGCGCUGCCGAUCGCAUAAAGGAGAUUUUCGACACCCUCGUGGAGCGUGAAAGCAAGAGCCGAGCGGUUCUAGACGCGCAAAACGUGGCGGCGCUGGAGAGGAUAAGCGCGCGGAUGGAUCCCGUGAGGAGCGACCACGUCCACGAGUACACGCUGUCGCUGGCGUUUGUUGGCGAGUUUGGCGAAAUGGCAAGGACCUUGCGGUGGGUAAUGGAGCAGUGGAGCCAGGAGGACGUGGUCGAGGCGAUGGCCGGCCUGGACGAGCCGCCAGCACACGGCGACUUCUUUGAGGCGUUGUGUGUGUUCCGCCUCCUGGCAGAGCCGAUGCUGGACAGGGAGACUGUGUCGACGGUGCGGACCAGCGCGGCGGGCCUCCCACUGGGCUGGACGUGGCCAGACGACGAGGCGGUGGCGGCGUAUGCCGAGAUGCAGCACGACGAGUCGAUUGCUGCGCUGCGCCGCGUGCUGGACUGGGUGAGGGCGCGGCAGGCGGGCGGCAGAGGCGACGACGCGGAACAGGGCCGCGCACCCAAUCAACGGUAG